Messenger RNA from Parastagonospora nodorum SN15, 240 nucleotides. RefSeq lists its product as hypothetical. NCBI's taxonomy places the organism in Eukaryota, Fungi, Ascomycota, Dothideomycetes, Pleosporales, Phaeosphaeriaceae. The transcript is spliced from 2 exons. Bases 1 to 240 code for a protein of 79 amino acids. The record is from RefSeq and is a predicted model, not a curated record.
AUGUCCAGACCAGAGCGGGUCCGCGAAGCGUGGGCCCUGCGCCUGUUUAGCCGCGCCGAUCUCUCAGGAACAGAACAGGACAACACGAGGGAAAACGUCCAAGACCAGCCGAUUCGGCCUAGUGAUGCAAAUACCCGUCUUGCGCUGGCUUUUAUCGAAUUCCUAACUGAGUGCGGUGGUGCAGCGAAGGUUUGGCGAUGCAUUCGGUAUAGCCAGCAGCUGGAAAAGCGUAUGACAUAG